UUAUCUACUUGACAGAAAGUUAUGAAAAUGAUCGAAGUGGCUCCUGCUCUAUCUCUCCCUUUCUUCUUCCUACUUCUCUUCUCGUCUUGUUUCUCUCAAGACUGUCCUAACUUGAUUCCAGCUUGCAAUGGUACUACUAACAACGUCAACAAGACUGCACAAUACAGCAUUGUGACAAAUAGCAGUGGCCCUGGACUAGACCAGCGUAUCUGCUUAUCCAGCAACACUACUGACUAUAAUGUCCUCCAAUCCACUUUAAGGAUAGUUCCAGCCAAUCAACACCAGGGCUACUAUUGCAGCGACAUCUCUCUAGGUCCUGGUGCUUGUGCUAUGAAUGAGUCUUCACGAACUAUCCUUUAUUUUGAUACUGAGCUUAUAGCUGGCAAUGAUUAUGGUGCUGUGGAGGUUAACUUUACACGUUUGCCUGGCUCAUUAAGAGCUACAUUUCAGAUUGUUUAUGGUCCUGACGGAAUACAGAGCCUUAAUGAAGCUCAGUACACCCUUCAACCCAGUGACCCCCUCAUCUUAGAAUGGAGGAUAUUUGGAAGCGGUGAAGUUUCUUUUUCUCACACAAACUCUAAUAGAGGCAUAAGUUUGCCCCGACCAGGAAGUAUGAGUACUGCUUUCAUUUCUCAGUGCAUUGACCCACAGUCCAAUGGGUCACUUAUAAGUCCUCCUAAGCCUUUACUGGCUACGUGGAAUGUGCCUGCUGCUAAUUUUGAAGAUGAAGGAGAUUUUAGUGUAAUGAUAUCAAAUUAUAAUUCAUCUGUUUCAGUGACAGUUCAACAAACAGAAGCUCCAACCCUAAGGACCACUAAUGAAACUACUGUCUUUGGAAUGAUUGAUGCAUCAGCUUCUAUUGAGUGUGACAUCCUUUAUACCCUCAAGGCCCCUUCCUGGUACUUUAAUAACGUGCCUCUGAGUGGUGACCGGUACACAAUAUCAGAGAAUAGUCUAGUCAUUGAUAACGCUACCCUAGAAGACAGUGGAAGCUACACCUGCAGUGCUAGUAACGAGAUUGGAACUAGUUCACUGUAUUUCCUGUUGAUUAUUGGAAGCCGUCCAGUCAUCACUGUUCCUCCUUUUAACAUUCAAGCCCGUAAUGAAAGUAGGGUCGUUCUCCCUUGCUCAGUUCAAGGUAUACCGCCUCCAACAGUGUCAUGGACUGUGGAUUCAUACCCAGUGACUGAUGGUGUGGAUGGUUUUAACAUUAUCGACCCUGUCAAUGCCUUGAGCAUAAAGUCUAUCAAUGCAACCAUUGAUGUAAUGUGUAGAGCUAGUAACUUAUUUGGUGCAGUAGAAUCUAAUACAGCACGCAUUACAGUAACAGAUAUAGGUGCUAAUUAUACAUCACCUAAUAGUCCAUCCAUUCUCAUUGACGAGACUGAGUCAGUCACACUCUCUUGUCCUGUUGUUCCUUCAUUCAACCAUUCCCAAUGGAGUAAGGACAAUGUCAACUUAAACAACAACGGCUCAUCAAGCACCUAUACAGUUUUUGGGAAUAGAGCUGGCGAUAGUUGGGGGCUGUAUUGCUGUGAAAUUAGUAAUUCACUUCUAGCGGAUAGUGUUGAUGAUUGCACUGUGGUCAAUGUUGUAGUAAAUCCAAUGAUAGAUUUUCAAUUAUCAAAUGCCAGUGUACGAACUGGUUCAACCAUAUCGUUUGCUUGCUAUGCUAAUACAAGCAACCAUGUCAACCUACCACUGAUCAGAUGGAAUAAAGAUGGCGUGAAUAUUAAUACUAAUGCACCAAGAGUUGUUGUACAGACUGAACGGAAUAGAGUAGCAACUCUGGUCAUAGCAAAUGUGACAUUGGAAGAUGAAGGUGUCUACUCUUGUGUCAGUAGUAACAGUGCUGAUAGGGCAAACACUAGUGCCAACCUCACGGUUGUUGAUGGCAGCUGCUCUAAUAACUCUCUAUCUGAUUCCACUGCUGAGGGAAACAUCUCUCGCUGGACCACAAACCAUCCGUCACUGAGUAAUAGCAUUGUGGCUGAAAGUGGAGGAGAGAAACACUUCACUCUCUCCGCUAGCAGUCUAGUUCCUAAUCCUUCCAUUAGUCAAAAUUUGAGUCUUGAUGGACUGGGAAACUAUACACUUUAUUUUAAGUGUAGAAUGCGUUCGUCUGAUCUUUCAACUCUUCCAGUCAUUGAACUUGCUCCUCCUUCUGGUCCCUCUCUUAAUGUCUAUCUCCCUUUUCCUUCUCUUACUUCAUGGCAGUGGGUUUCGGCUAGCAUCAACUUUAUUGCAGAGUCUUCUGACUCAGUAUCAGUAAUCAUGGCUACCUCUCAAACACAGACUGAGGCAAGCGUGUUUUUUGAUGACCUGUGUGCUAAUUUAGUUCAAGAGGUUUUGGCAUCAAGUUCAAUCAGUGUGACUCCUUCAAGUACUAGUACGAUAAGUCCUAGUACCACUCCUACGACUCUACAAUUACUAGGCGUUGAUUAUUAUUAUGUUGUCGGUGGAGCUGGGGCUGCACUCUUACUCCUCUUGCUGCUUUUCAUAAUUUGUUGUUCGGUAACAAUCUGUUGUUGUAGAAAGAAACGCAAAUCAAGGAGGUAUAGGGGUGCUGAGGACCUUACUAAGAGUUUGACUGAAGAGCUUAAGAACAAUGGCGUCAAGCUUCAAUCAGUGAGCACAAGGUAUACCAACUUUAAAGGACCUGAAAAAGACAUGAGUCCAAUAGAGGCACCUAAGGAGUCCCAACCAGUCUACGUGGUACCAGGAGGCGGGAAUGCACCGGUUUAUCUCACUGGGAAUACGCCUCUCCUACCUUCUUCUUUUGGACAGAGAGAGGAAGUGUCUUCUUACGAGUACAUGGAAGCAACAAGAACUCAUUCUACUAGCUCUAGACUACUUCUUACCGGAGGAGGAGGGGCAGGCUCACCUCCAGAGAUGGUUUAUGAAGACCCCACCACUGGCCCAGAGGAAAUGUAUGAUGAGAUUGUGAAGGGAUCACCCGAGCAUAUGUUAUAUGAGGAUAUGAAAGGAGAAGAGGAAGGCAAAUAUAAUUAUGAAGACAUGAAUGCUCCAGCUGCUCCAUUGCCUCCUCUUCCAUCCCACUCCGUUCAGAAUAGUGACGGGGUUUAUGAAAACCCUCAAGCGCAAUCUGAGCUGUAUGACAAUCCAUCUCCUCCUCUCAAUAGGCCUAAACAUAGCUACAGCUUGCCGAGCGUUCAGCAUAAGAUGUUCCCAACCAGGGGAACAGAGAAAUCGUCUAGUUUUGUAGCCAGUGCCGGGACGAGUAAAAGCCAUUACAUGUCUCUCAAUCCUUCCUCUAUUGAAGACACACAGGUCUACACGAGUCCCAGUCCAAUACCAUCCCCCCCACCAGUUGAGGAAGAGGGUCCGGAAUAUGUAUCCAUAACAAACAAGGUCCUGGAUCUUGUGAGAGAAAGGACAGCUAACCUUGAUACUGAGGACGACUACGUAUAGAAGCCACCAAUGCAAGUCGAAAGAGUAUUAUUAUUAUUACUUACUUACUUUUUACAUAAAUUUCAUUAUUCAGUGCAUCUGUUAUUUUGUGUCAAUUGAUUUUAGCAUCAACCAAA
Amphimedon queenslandica is the source of this 3548-nucleotide messenger RNA. RefSeq lists its product as uncharacterized. Lineage: Eukaryota; Metazoa; Porifera; Demospongiae; Haplosclerida; Niphatidae. Bases 22 to 3432 code for a protein of 1136 amino acids. The record is from RefSeq and is a predicted model, not a curated record. The transcript is spliced from 15 exons.